Molecule: messenger RNA, 1131 nt
Organism: Verticillium dahliae VdLs.17
Lineage: Eukaryota; Fungi; Ascomycota; Sordariomycetes; Glomerellales; Plectosphaerellaceae
Product: PAF acetylhydrolase family protein
Exons: 1
Coding region: 1-1131 (376 amino acids)
Molecular function (GO): 1-alkyl-2-acetylglycerophosphocholine esterase activity
Source: RefSeq, a predicted model, not a curated record
AUGAAGUCGAUUAUCAACAUUGUGGCCCUCGCCUCCACGGCACAGGCCAUCCUUGUUGCCCCUCCCACGGGCCCCUUUGCCGUCUCCAUGUCCGUGACGCCGCUCACCGACGAGAGCCGCCUCGAUCCGUACGCCCCGGCUAAUGCUACGCAUGCUCGCCGUAUCCUGAUAUCGACGUUUCUCCCUGUCAAUGAAACUGAGACGCCCUGUCGCAACAACAAGACCGUUCCCUACAUGACUCCCCUCGUUGCCGAGGCGUACGAUCAGCUCGGCGUCGCAAUCGGCCUGCCUAACGGCACUUUCUCCUCCUUCGAGCUGGACUUCUGCGUUGCCAGAACCUCGCCCUGCCGCGCCCCCUCCGCCACUUAUCCCUUGGUGAUCUUCUCACCCGGCUGGGGCAACCCCCGCCUCCUCUACGGUGCCAUGGCCCGAGAGCUCGCCAGCCACGGCUUCGCUGUCGUCACCGUAGACCACCCCUACGACGCCAGCUAUGUUGAGUUUCCCGACGGCGAGGUCUACGCCGCCGCGAACAUCGACACCGAUGACAUGGCCGCCAUCGGCAAGCUCACCCAGGUCCGCGCCGAGGACGCAUCCUUCCUCCUAACCCACCUCCUGGAUACCCCAACCCCGGGCAUCAACACCUCCGCCCCGUUGAUCAUGGGCCACUCCCUCGGCGGCGCCACCGCCGCCUCCGCCAUGCUCACAGACCCGCGCUUCGUGGCCGGCAUGAACCUGGACGGCCUCCUCCCGGAACCCGUCCUCAGUGCCGGCGUCUCGGGCCCCUUCGCCCUCGUCGGCCGCCCCGGUCACGAGGACGAGGACACGACGUGGACCACCUUCUUCGCCGCGCUGCGCGGGCCCAAGGCCCAGCUCGCCGUCAACGGCACCGUGCACGCCUCGUUCACCGACUUUCCGACCCUCAUCAAGACGCUGGACCUCGAGCUGCCCGCGGACGCCGCUGCGCUGCUGCAGUCGCAGAUCGGAACCUUGGCGUUUGGCCGUGCGAGCGAGGUCGUAGCUGGUAUCCUCGGUGACUUUGCCGAUCUCGUCUUGCGGGGGGGCGAUGGCGGUGUUUUCGGCAGCGGAGAUGCUGCUUUGCCUGAGGUCACGGUGGAAAGAGCUGCUAUUUGA